UUUGGGGAUCUUGUACCUGUACGAAAGGCUUGAGCUUUUUGCCUUUCCCUUUCCCUCCCCUUCCUUUCCAUCAACGUCCGCCUCAGCAGAUUCCCCAGUUUUUCCCGCUUUCCAUUCUUCCUUUCUUUCCUUUCCCCCUCUCUUCAAUUUCUAAAUCCCAAUCCCAAGCCAAGAAUCUCUUUCCUUCUCGGAGAUUCUCUCUUUCUUUCUCUCAAAACUAAACUUUAUCAAUGAUGCCUUUGUUCCUCUCUCUUCCCCGUUCUCUCCUCUCUUUCUCCAUCUCUUCUGUUCCUGUUCAUUCCCCUUUUCCUCCACAGCUCCCCCUAUCAUCCCUCCCCCCUCUCUCUCUUAGUCCUUUUCAUUUUAGGCCUCCCUUUUCAACUCUUUCUCGGAAAACCAAAACAAACUUCUAUACAUAGAUUUCCACAGCCCUUCAGCUCAUGUCUUCUUCCAGUGUCAACCACCUCUCCCAGCCUUGUAUAUAUGCAGGGCUUUCUUCAUAUGCAGAGAGGAAGUCAAGGUUUAUGAAAUGGCUGAGUAAGCUAUUUAAGGGGGGGAGUUCGAGCAGGGGUAUCACAAGUGGACACCAACCUCAGUUUCUAGGGGACGAAAAUAUGGUUUGGCGUGCUCCUGUUAGAUCCUUGGAUGAUCGCUCUCGAGCUAAUAAAGAAAAAGAGGAGUUAGACCGAGCAAUUGCACUUUCUCUUGCUGAAGAUUUAAAAAGGCCACAAGGAUACCGGUGGCGAUCAGACCACGAUGAAGAUCUUGGGAGCUCACUUCAUGGGAACCUAAAUUCGCCAUACCCUCCCUAUGCUCCCAGAGAAUAUUAUCCAAGAUCAUAUACAAUCUGUGGUGGUUGCAACCGUGAAAUUGGCACUGGUAAUUAUUUGGGAUGCAUGGGGACAUUUUUUCAUCCAGAUUGCUUCCGAUGUCAUGCUUGUGGAUCCCCAAUUACUGAAUUUGAGUUUUCUUUGUCAGGUGGUUAUUCAUACCAUAAAUCUUGCUUCAAAGAGCUGGCUCAUCCCAAAUGUGAAGUCUGCGACCAAUUUAUUCCAACAAAUGGAGCUGGUUUGAUUGAGUAUAGGUGCCACCCCUUCUGGUCUCAGAAAUACUGCCCCUCACACGAGUAUGACAAGACGCCUCGAUGCUGCAGUUGUGAAAGACUGGAGUCGCGCAGUGCAAGAUACAUAUCACUAGGAGAUGGACGUAGUUUAUGCUUAGAAUGCAUGGAGUCUGCAAUUAUGGAUACCGGUGACUGCCAGCCACUUUAUCAUGCCAUUAGAGAUUACUAUGAAGGAAUGAACAUGAGAAUUGAUCAGCAAAUCCCCAUGCUUCUUGUUGAAAGACAAGCUCUUAAUGAAGCUAUUGAAGGCGAGAAACAAGGUUUCCACCACAUGCCUGAAACUAGGGGUUUAUGCCUUUCUGAAGAGCAGACUGUUACCAGUAUUUUGAGAAGACCAAGGUUUGGAGGUCACAGUUUGGUAGGGAUGACAAGACAACCUCAGAAAUUAACUCGGAAAUGUGAAGUAACAGCUAUUCUGGUUCUGUAUGGCCUUCCAAGACAAUGCAGAUUAUUAACUGGUGCCAUUCUGGCUCAUGAAUUGAUGCAUGCCUGGUUGCGUCUAAAAGGUUACCGUAAUCUGAGUCCUCAGGUGGAAGAAGGUAUCUGUCAAGUGCUUUCGCAUUUGUGGCUGGAGUCUGAAGUUAUGCCCGAAUUCAGAAACAUGCCAUCCACAUCAGCAGCUUCAUCAUCCUCAUCGUCAACUUGGUCAUCAUCUAAAAAAGGUGCAAAAUCACGCAUAGAAAGCAAGCUGGGGGAGUUUUUUAUGCAUCAGAUAGCAAACGAUGCUUCGCCAGCAUAUGGAGAAGGAUUUAGAGCUGCUAAUGCUGCUGUAAAGAAAUAUGGUUUACGCCGUACCUUGGACCACAUCCGCGAAAACAGAAGCUUUCCUGAAUAAGUUUCAUGUAUAUGGCAAGUCCUAAACCUCGUUCAAGAUUCAUCUAUUUUAUGCCCCGUCAAAGAUGGUGGAAAUAACUCCUCGGGAGGAAUGAGUUUGAUCAUGCCAAAUUGGAUUAGCUCCCUCUAAUUUUUUUGGGGGCCCUUUUGAGGAUGCAUUUAAGAUUUACUGGUUCCUGAAUAAGAAGCAUGUCUUUCGACCAGAAGGAUGGAUCCUUGGGCCGACAACUUCAGAAACCACUGACAGAAUCCUCAAGCGUGACAUCCAGGAGAUGGGAAACUCCUCCGCUACAUUGUCCUGUUGCGCUAAGCUCUGAUGUAUUACUCUCUAUGAUAGCGCUAAAAAAUAGGAUUUUAAAUUCAAUCAACGAAAUAGAAAGAUUCUGUUUGUUAAACCUUUGGUUAGAUCUUGGAUCCAUGAUUGUUAUUUUCUUGAUGGACUUGAACAUCAUCCGAAAAUCCCAAAUCCAAUCUGAACAGAAAACUUUGGAAGUAUUACUUACCAUGGACGGAAACCGUACCGGAGCUGUUUGAACACUUUUAGUUUUCCAAUUCCAAGCUUCAAUCACUUCGACUCCGGAUGCCUCGAGAAAACUUAGAAAUCUUUACCACCCAAGAUGAGUGAAUACUUAGGCGUCUAACAUAAUUUGCAAAGAGCAAUUAGAUUCACAUAAGAUGUCACAUGCUGAGCAUUCACAAAUAUUAGGGUAAUUGCAGUAAACAAUUAUCUUACAGAAUCCAAAAAGAAAAAUACCUAAACUAGAUGGAUCAAUGAAGGCAGAUGCUCAAAAUUUUUCGUCUUACAGAUGAUUCUAUGAAGGUGUGAAGAAUAUGCUGGCGUAAAAUUGAAGAAUACCGCUCUAUACAAGAAAAUUGCGGUUUUCCGGUAUUACAAAUUACAACAUAGCCCUAUCUGAGAAAUGUUGUCUAACAAACCAUCUUCAUAUCAUGCAUUGUGCUUGAAUAUAUGAAGUUACUUUCCGGGACACCAACAGAGUCAACUUCCAGGAAUGUUUGAUAAAACCUGCUUCAACUUUUCAUACGUCAUGAACACAAUACUCACACUUGGCACUACCUUAUAAUAUUCAGGUAAAAUUCCUCUGUACAAACCGCGAAAGCCUUCCGUUCGAAAUAUAUGCCUGAAUGUACCAAAAAGUCCCGUCUUGUAAACACGGGCUCGACCACCUGCUCCUUCCAACUGCAUUCGGCGCCUCACAAGAUCCAAAGGGAAUGUUGCUACAAAAUAAAGUAUAUGAAAUCAAGGGGGAAAAAAAA
Coffea arabica (coffee) is the source of this 3232-nucleotide messenger RNA. RefSeq names its product protein DA1-related 2. NCBI's taxonomy places the organism in Eukaryota, Viridiplantae, Streptophyta, Magnoliopsida, Gentianales, Rubiaceae. The record is from RefSeq and is a predicted model, not a curated record. Gene Ontology annotation, molecular function: ubiquitin binding.